Molecule: messenger RNA, 1079 nt
Organism: Sclerotinia trifoliorum
Lineage: Eukaryota; Fungi; Ascomycota; Leotiomycetes; Helotiales; Sclerotiniaceae
Source: the annotation of a GenBank genome assembly
UCACGAAUCGCGAGCCUCGUAGCAACCACCAAAUCUUUCCAUAGCAACUUGUUCUCCUGCAACUGGUAGAAGUGCAGAAACGCAUUUAUUUUCGCCCUUCGAAGUUUUUUAUUCAACAAAUCAAAACACUUCUGUAAUUCCGAGUUGCGCAUUUGUGAAGUAAUUCAGCCUCAUUUCAAAAUGACGCUCUGUCUAAAUCGCCUUGCGGAGGAACGGUACGGUUUUGCACAGUUUAGAGAUUGAGGACAUGUACUAAUGGGAUUUAUAGCAAGCAGUGGCGAAAGGACCAUCCGUUUGGAUUCUCUGCAAAGCCUAUUCGCAACCCCGCUACGAACACUAUUGAUAUGAAAAUUUGGGACUGCGGCGUACCGGGCAAGGCCGGCACAUUAUGGGAGGGUGGUCUCUUUAAACUGAACGUUAUCUUCCCGGAUGGUAUGUACUUUUACACAUAGUAUUGCUGUGUAUUUGCGCUAAUAACAAUUUGCAGAAUACCCAACCAAACCUCCAAAGUGUAAGUAAUCCUGCUCUAUAUUCAGACUUCAGUCUAGAACUAACAAGCAAGCAGGCAAAUUCACACCACCUCUCUUUCACCCCAACGUGUACCCCUCUGGCACAGUUUGUCUCUCGAUCCUCAACGAAGAAGAAGGUUGGAAACCUGCCAUCACAAUCAAGCAGAUUCUCCUCGGCAUCCAAGAACUCCUCGAUACCCCAAAUCCUGAUUCUCCUGCCCAAGCCGACGCCUACAAUCUUUUCAAGAAGGACAAGACCGCCUACGAGCAUAAGAUCAAGCGCAUUGUAAAAGACAAUCCUGCUCCUUAAGGAAGCAAAGUGAUUGCAUUUGAGAUAGUAAGGGCGACGGUUUUAUUCGGCGGGCAGUAUCGGCGUUGAUUGGGCACAUAAUAUUUUAAAUCAUAAGCGGAUGAUAUCAAUGGGCGUACCAAGCAGAGGAAAGACUUUACUUUUGAUGCAGCCGUCUGGUGAAAGAAUUACUGAGUACCCUAGAUGAGUUACAAUACCCUAUUCCAUGGGACAUGUGAAGAAAAUGGGCCAAAAUGAUUUAUCUUUGCAAUUUACACAUU